This is a messenger RNA of Cuscuta campestris, 2638 nucleotides long. NCBI's taxonomy places the organism in Eukaryota, Viridiplantae, Streptophyta, Magnoliopsida, Solanales, Convolvulaceae. The record is from the annotation of a GenBank genome assembly.
GUACCAAGAGAAAUAACUUUCCUUAUUCGAUCUUGAUGGGAACCAAGCCCAUCGAGAGAAUACCAGCGAAUUGGGCCUAGGCCCAAUCUAGAUCCCGUCCAUCAAAAGGAGAAUCUGGCCCAGAGAAAAUGUACUGGGCCGGUCAAGGGAAGUUGUCCGCGCGAACCAACUUGGAAGGGAGAGAAAAGCUUUCAUCUCGUGAUCUCAGAAAACAAAUAACUCUCUCCCAAUCCAGGCAUGAAACACAAGACAAAUCUUGUGAGCAGAGUCUACACUCUAAAGCCCCUAAGAGUUCUCAUCCAAGAGACUCUCAGGCAGCAACAGAAAGAUUCGGCGCCAACUCCCCCAUAGUCCGAAAGUUAAUCGGAUGGCUCAACAAGGAAGGAGAGGCCCGGUCCCAAGGGACCCAGAAGAAGACGAGCCAAGGAGAGAGUGAGGUGGUGGAGAGCCAAGGACGCAUAUCAGUGCAUAAGAGGAUGCGCAAAAGUGCAUCUCAGAGGCUGGGACCCAGAACUGAGGAAUCUGGGGAAAAUUAUGAGGAUCCUAGCAAUGAAGAUACCAGGGAUAUCCUCAAACUGAGGAAAGAGAUGGAGGAACUAAAAAGGCAAAUCGAUAGGGAUGGGUCUUUCGGGCCCACCGUGGAGGUAAUUUCCCCUUUUACUUCCAGGGUAAUGAAAGCUAAGCUGCCUAGGGGUAUGAAAGCCCCUGAAAUACGUUAUAGAGGAGUCACUGAUCCCAAUGAUCACUUGGCCGCAUACCAAACUCACAUGUUGAUGCACGCGGUGGAAGAUGAAAUCCAGUGUCGCCUUUUCGUAGGGACUUUGGAAGGGCCGGCCGUAAAAUGGUUCCUCACCCUUCCUAAUGGGACCAUUUAUUGCUUCAAAGAUCUUGCUCAACUCUUCCUCAAUGCCUAUGGAGGAAGGUUCCAGCCAAAGAAGCACUUCACCCAUCUUUUCUCCUUAAAGCAAAAGGAGGGAGAAACCAACACUGAGUUGGUGCAAAGGUGGAAUGAGGCAAUUAAUGAGGUGGAGCCCAUGGACGAUAAGACUUCCAUAGCUCUGUUCAUGAGUGUUCUAAGAUCGGGAGAAUUAUUCAGAAGGGACGCCCAACCUCAACAACAAGUCCAGGAGAACUCGAAGGAAUUCCCCCAAGUAGGAGUCAUCUUUGGCGGUCCAGAAAUGGGAGUCACAAACAAGGAGAGGAAAGAGUGGGCCCGCAGGCUAUAUGUGGGAUCUGUUGACGUGGGACAAGUGGCCAAGAAAGGAAGACAGGAGCCCAUUGUCUUCUCAGACGAAGACUUUCCGUUCAUUCCUAGUUCUCAUCGGACCCCCGUGGUAAUUUCUAUGGCUAUUCACAAAUUUUUUGUUAAAAGAAUAUUGGUGGACACAGGGAGUAGUGUCAAUGUGUUAUACCGGGAGGUGGCCCAACAAUUGGGAAUCAGGAAGGAGGAUCUCACAAGGCUUAAUAUGCCCCUGUCCGGGAGGCCUGGACUAGAGGACUUGGGAGGGGCGCUGUCCCUUGAACACUUAUGCCUCAAGUUUAGGACUCCCCAAGGUAUUGGAAGAGCCCUUGGUGACCAGCCUGCAGCCAAGAAGGCUUAUCUAAACGCCUGCAAGAAGAUAGACAAGGAGAACCCCAAUAUCCAAACCAUUGGACAAGCCUUGGAAAAUAAAGAAAGGAAAGAGGAGGACCGGGAGAGGCCUAAGCCAGCUGUGGAAAUGGAAGAAGUGAUGCUAUUCCCUGAUGGGGAUCCAGAAAAGUUCAUGUUUCGGGCCACCAACAAUGAAGCAGAGUACGAGGCCCUCAUCGGGGGAAUCCCAUUUGCUCUAUUCAUGAAGAUAAAGAACAUUCGCCUUAAAUCCGACUCAAAACUAGCCAUUGGGCAGCUAAAAGGAGAAAUGGAGGCCAAGGAAGGAAGGUUGAAGAGAUACAGAGACUGCGCCAGGACCCUACUUGGAAAAUUUGAGUAUUAUGAACUCAUUUAUGUUCCAAGGGAGGAAAACGAGGAGGCGUACAUGCUCGCCAAGUUGUGUAGGACCGUUCCCGUCCACAUGGAGAGCAUGGUGAGACAGCACGAGAAUACUUGUCUUGUUUGGGAAGAGGAGGUCCAUGUCCUUGAGAUAACCGGUCCAAGUACAAGAUGGAUGAGCCCCCUGUUCACAUAUCUUGAAAAAGGAGAGCUCCCUGUUGACCCCAAGGAGGCCCGUAGAGUCCAAUUGAUGGCCCCUAAGUAUCAGUUGGAUGGAGGGAGACUGUAUAAAAGGACCUUGGGUGGACCGAUGCUCAAGUGUUUGAGUGAAAGAGAAGCGGGAAGAAUACUGGAAGAGGUACAUCAAGGAGUCUGUUCUGCCCAUCAAGGUGCCCUCACUCUAGAAAGAAAGGUGAUACUCCCGGGGUUCUAUUGGCCCACUUUGAAGAAGGAUGCACUAGAAUUGUUGGGGAUUGGGUCCUGCGAAAAAGGGAGAAAAGUCAACCCACUGGAGGAGGAAAGUUAGCCCAGAAUUGGGAAGGCCCAUAUCGUGUGGAGAGGGUUGUGCGCGCAAGUACCUAUCAAUUGGCCUCAUCCGAAGGGAAGGCAUUAGACAAUUUUUGGAAUGUGGAGCAUCUGAAAAAAUUCUACCAGUAGAAGCUGUCCAUU